Molecule: messenger RNA, 3105 nt
Organism: Physella acuta
Lineage: Eukaryota; Metazoa; Mollusca; Gastropoda; Physidae
Product: lon protease homolog 2, peroxisomal
Biological process (GO): protein catabolic process; protein quality control for misfolded or incompletely synthesized proteins
Molecular function (GO): serine-type endopeptidase activity; ATP hydrolysis activity; ATP-dependent peptidase activity
Source: RefSeq, a predicted model, not a curated record
UCGUUCAUUUUGGGUAGUUAGUAUGUUAAUGAAUAAGGUCAAAGUGCGAAUUAAAAAUGGCAUCAACAAUAACAAUUCCUCGUCGAAUCCCUUUGCUUUUAAUUACUGACAAUGUUCUCUUGCCUGGAUCAUCAAUGCGAAUACCAGUGAGAAGUCUGAAAAAUAUGAACAUGGUCAAAAGUAGAUUACUUGGUCGCAACACAUUAAGCAGUACAAUUAUUGGAGUUGUACCUAAGAGCAAUGGAUCAGAUGAAGUGGACGAAGACCUCUCCAGUAUACAUCCAAUUGGCACAGCAGCUGUAGUAGUACAGAUAACAGGAACCAACUGGCCAAGGCCAGCUUAUACUUUGCUUGUCACUGGUCUCUGUAGGUUUCGCUUGGAAUCCCUUCUUCAGGAAACUCCUUACCCUGUGGCCAGUGUCAAACAGUUGGAUAAGUUAUCUGAAGAUGACAAUGAAGAGGUCCAGGCCAAUGAAGAGUUGGGCUCAUUGGCUGAGAACUUUAGGGAACAUGCUGCUAAAUUAGUUGACAUGCUGGACACAUCCAUUCCUGUUGUGGCUAAAUUAAAGAAAAUGUUAGACUCUGUGCCUAGUCAACAUCUGCCAGAUAUUUGCUCGACAAUUGUGAAGGCCUCCUUUUCUGAAAAAAUACAAGUUCUUGAUGCUAUUGACUUGGCAGAGAGAUUUAAAAAGGCACUGCCAUUGUUAAUGCGACAAAUUGAGGGCUUGAAGCUACUAAAAAAGGCUAGGAAAGAGGGUAAAGUUGAAAUUGUAACCAGAAAAGAAAUCAGUCGCCCACUCAAUGUACGUGGAGUUUUCCGGAAACUGGAUGCAGAUCUGGAUGAUGAAGACAGGGAUGAAGAUAUUGAUGACAACAACGAUUUAGAAGCAAAGAUAAAAGCUGCCAAUAUGCCAGAGCAAGCUCAUAAGUCGGCCAUUAAGGAACUGAGGAGAUUGAAGAAGAUGCCACCACACAUGCCAGAGCAUGCUAUGAUCAGGAAUUACCUGGAACUUAUGACAGAAUUACCUUGGUCAAGAGGAACUAAAGAUACAUUAGACAUAGCUCAGGCCAAGAGAGACCUUGAUGCUGAUCACUAUGGAUUAGAAAAACUAAAGAAAAGGGUCCUUGAGUAUUUAGCUGUCCGUCAACUCAAAAAUUCUCUAAAGGGGCCCAUUCUGUGUUUUGUGGGACCUCCAGGUGUUGGAAAAACUAGUGUUGGACGAUCUCUAGCAAACACAAUGGGUCGGGAAUUUCAUAGAAUCGCUUUAGGUGGUGUAUGUGACCAAUCAGACAUUCGUGGACAUCGGAGGACGUACAUUGGGUCAAUGCCUGGUAGAAUCAUUCAAGGCCUGCGUACAGCCAACACAAAUAACCCUGUGUUUUUACUUGAUGAAAUCGAUAAAUUAACAAAAAGUCUGCACGGGGAUCCUGCUGCUGCUCUGCUGGAAGUUUUGGACCCUGAACAAAAUCACAAUUUUGUGGAUCACUAUUUGAAUGUGCCGUUUGAUUUGUCCCAAGUGCUCUUCAUAGCAACAGCCAACAAUAUGGCCAACAUUCCACCAGCACUGCUUGAUAGGAUGGAGGUCAUACAGGUACCUGGCUAUACCUUGGAAGAAAAAGUACAUAUUGCCAGAAGGCACUUGUUGCCCAAACAGCUGAAAGAACAUGGAUUGACUAAUGAUCAGCUGCAGAUUCCUGACGACACUCUAGGAAUAAUUAUAUCCAGCUACACCAGGGAGGCAGGUGUGAGGACAUUGGAGCGCAGGAUUGCCGCCAUCUGUAGAGCUGUGGCUGUCAGAGUGCUAGAGGCUAGGAACAACCAGGGGGUGGAGACUUUGAAAGGUGGGGAGAAGGCCAAAGACAAGGAAGAGCUGAAGGAUGUGUCAGCUAUUGUACAUCCCCCUGAGAUUCCCAUUGUCAUAGAUGAGCUGGCUGCUGAGGACAUUUUAGGGCCGGUUAUCUUCCACCAAGAAAUGUCAGAGCGCUUGUCCCAGCCUGGGGUAGCCGUUGGGCUGGCCUGGACGUCUAUGGGGGGUGAGAUCAUGUUUGUUGAGGCCACCAGGAUGGCAGGGGAGGGGAAAAUCACAAUGACGGGACAGUUGGGGGACGUUAUGAAGGAAUCGGCCUCGCUGGCUCUCAACUGGGUUAGGGCCAAUUCUAAAAAGCUACAGCUGGACAGCAAGAAAGAUCUUCUCCAAAACACGGACGUCCACAUUCACUUCCCUGCUGGAGCUGUGGGCAAAGAUGGGCCCUCGGCUGGCGUAACCAUAGCAACUGUGCUUACUUCCCUGUUCAGUGAAAGAUGUGUACGCUCUGACACAGCAAUGACAGGGGAGAUCACUCUCAGAGGAUUGGUGCUACCUGUCGGGGGAAUUAAAGAGAAGGUUCUGGCAGCCCACAGAGCAGGGAUAAUGCGAGUCAUACUCCCCCACAGGAACAGGAAAGAUCUUUAUGAGAUACCUGACAACAUUAAGAGAGAGAUGACUUACAUCUUUGUUAACACUCUGGAGGAUGUGCUAAAUGCAGCUUUUGAGGAUGGAUUUCCUGGCAUUGAUAAAACAGCUGUGAUAUCCAAGCUAUGAGAGUUGCGCCUAGGCUUCCGUCACACUUAACCAAAUUGUCCAUAUGCCAUAUCAGAGAUAUUGAAGUUUACCAGAAACGGUAGUCGCUAUAACAGAAUGGUAGGCGCCAUACCAGAAAUUGAUUGUAACUUUACUCCAUUUCUAUUGGUGCUAACCUGAGUAACCCUUACAGCCCUGCGCGUGUUGUUUUCUCCUUUCAUUAUGGUCAGGGGUAUAGAAUUCAACAUUUCAAUUCUGUUCCCAUUGCCCAAUCAUGUGCAUUUCUAUUGAGUGUGGAUAAUGUUUACAAACACAAAACAAAGUAUUUGAACUUUCACUAAUGAGUGGUUAUUUUAAAGAGGAAAAAUUUUUAAUAAAAAAAUUGACAGAUUUUGAAUAGUUUUUUGUGUAGAUUGACAGCACAUUUUUAUCUUGACAACCUGCCCUAGUCAUGAGGGCUGAGACAGGUUGAUGUAACAUUUUAGGAGAAAUUUUCAUAAAAAUCAUCACUUUAAUUAGAUAUAGCAAUCUCUGAUAAUUACUU